AACCCGCUGCAGGACGCGAACUUCUGCUCGCGCCUGUUCUUCUGUUGGCUAAACCCCUUGUUUAAAAUUGGUUACAAACGAAGAUUAGAAGAAGAUGACAUGUACUCCGUGCUUCCGGAAGAUCGCUCCCAGCACCUUGGAGAAGAACUACAAGGGUACUGGGAUCAAGAAGUUUUGAGAGCUGAGAAAGAUGCACGGGAGCCUUCUUUAAUGAAAGCAAUCUUAAAGUGUCACUGGAAAUCCUAUUUAGUUUUUGGAUUUUUUAUACUUCUUGAGGAAGCCACCAGAGUCGUUCAGCCCAUAUUUUUGGGGAAAAUGAUUAAUUAUGUUGAAAACUCCAAUCGCACGGAUUCUGUCACUUUGCAGGGAGCCUACGGCUACGCGGCAGGACUGAGCGCCUGCGUGCUCGUGUGGGCCGUUCUGCACCACUUGUACUUCUAUCACAUUCAGCGCGUGGGGAUGAGGCUGAGAGUAGCCGUGUGCCAUAUGAUCUACCGCAAGGUACUUCGUCUGAGUAGCUCAGCCAUGGGGAAGACCACCACAGGACAGAUAGUCAACCUGCUGUCCAAUGAUGUGAACAGGUUUGAUCAGGUAACGAUGUUCUUGCACUAUCUGUGGGUGGGGCCACUGCAGGCAAUUGCAGUGACUGCCCUGCUCUGGAUGGAAACAGGAAUAUCGUGUCUUGCUGGGAUGGCAGUUCUCAUUUUCCUUCUGCUGUUGCAAAGCUGCUUUGGGAUGUGGUUUGCAUCACUCCGGAGUAAGACCGCAGCUCUCACAGAUGACAGGAUCAGGACCAUGAAUGAAUUUAUAAGUGGCAUCAGAACAGUAAAAAUGUAUGCUUGGGAAAAGUCACUUAUAGACCUCAUUACCAGCUUGAGAAGGAAGGAAAUUUCCAAGAUUCUGCAAAGUUCCUACCUUAGAGGAAUGAAUUUGGCAUCAUUUUUUGCUGUAACCAAAAUCAUGAUUUUUGUCACCUUCGCCACCAAUGUGGCUUUCAACAAGGUGAUCACAGCCAGCCAAGUGUUUGUGGUGGUGACGCUGUAUGAGGCUCUGCGGUUUACAAGCACCCUCUACUUCCCCAUGGCCAUCGAGAAAGUGUCAGAGGCCAUUGUCAGUAUCCGAAGAAUAAAGAACUUUUUGUUACUUGAUGAGCUAUCACAGCUUAACACUCAACUGCCAUCAGAUGAUAAGACAAUCGUGCACAUGAAAGAUUUUACUGCUUUUUGGGAUAAGGAAUUAGAAACUCCAACCCUACAAGACAUUUCAUUUACUGUGAGACCUGGUGAACUGUUAGCUGUGGUUGGACCUGUGGGAGCAGGAAAGUCGUCACUGUUACAUGCUCUGCUGGGGGAGCUGCCCCCGAGCCAGGGACAGGUCAGCGUGCACGGGAGGAUCGUGUAUGUUUCUCAGCAGCCUUGGGUGUUCUCAGGAACUGUGAGGAGUAACAUUUUAUUUGGGAAGAAAUAUGAAGAAGAACGAUAUGAAAAAGUAAUAAAGGCUUGUGCUUUGGAAGAGGAUUUACAGCUUUUGAAGGAAAAUGAUCUAACUAAGAUAGGAGACCGGGGAACCCCACUGAGUGAAGGACAGAAAGCCCGGGUCAGCCUCGCCAGAGCCAUGUAUCAGGAUGCAGACAUCUACCUCCUGGACGAUCCGCUCAGCGCAGUGGACGUAGGAGUCAGCAGACACUUGUUCCAGCAGUGUAUUUGUCAGGCCUUGAAGGAGAAGAUCACAAUCUUAGUGACUCAUCAGCUGCAGUACCUAAAAGAUGCAAGUCAGAUUCUGAUACUGAGAGAUGGCAAAGUUAUGGAAAAGGGGACUUUUGCUGAGUGUUCAAAAUUUGGGAUAGAUUUUGAAGAUAUUAUUUUAUGGGAGGAGACAGAGGAGGCUGAACUAUCUCCAGGUCCAGGAACACUCACUCUGAUCUCCGAGUCUUCGGUUCAGUCUCAACCGUCUUCCAGACCCUCUUUGAAAGAUGCAGCUCCAGAGGACCCAGAUACUGAGACCAUCCAGGUUACAUUUCCACUGGAGGGCUGUUCGGUUGGAAGAGUUGGUUUUAAGACCUAUGAGAAUUACUUCACAGCCGGUGCUCACUGGUUUAUCAUCAUUUUCCUUAUUUUAGUGAACAUCGCAGCUCAGGUUUCCUACGUCCUGCAGGAUUGGUGGCUUGCAUACUGGGCAAAUAGACAGAGUACCCUAUAUGCCAUGGCAUAUGGAAAAGGAAGGGUAGUUGAAAUACCUGAUUCUGGCUGGUACUUAACAGUUCACUCAGGUAAAUCAUCUGGUACCAUCCUUUAUGGCAUCACAAGAUCUCUGUUGAUAUUCUACGUCCUUGUUAAUUCUUCACAAACUUUGCACAACAAAAUGUUGAAGUCCAUUUUCAGAGCUCCAAUGCUGUUCUUCGAUAGAAAUCCAAUAGGAAGAAUUAUGAAUUGUUUCUCUAAAGACAUUGGCGAUAUGGAUGACUUGCUGCCCCUGACAUUUCUUGAUUUCAUCCAGACAUUUCUACUUGUGAUUGGUGUGGUGGGUGUGAUGGUGGCUGCAAUUCCUUGGAUUGGUAUACCUGCAAUUCCCCUUGGCAUCCUUUUCGUUAUUCUUCAGCGAUAUUUCUUAGAGACGUCACAAGAUGUGAAACGCCUGGAAUGUACAACUCGGAGCCUGGUGUUUUCCCACCUAUCAUCUUCUCUCCAGGGACUCUGGACCAUCCGGGCAUACAAAGCAAAAAAGAAGUUUCAGGAGCUGUUUGAUGCACACCAGGAUUUGCACUCAGAGGCUUGGUUCCUGCUUUUGACGACGUCCCGAUGGCUCGCUGUGUAUCUGGAUGUCACCUGUGCCAUCUUUGUCACUGUUGUUGCCUUUGGAGCCCUGAUUAUGGUGGAAUCUUUGACUCCCGGGCAGGUUGGCCUGGUCCUGUCUCUCACGCUCACACUCACGGGGAUGUUCCAGUGGUGCGUCAGGCAAAGUGCCGAAGUUGAGAACAUGAUGAUUUCAGUAGAAAGGGUGAUUGAAUAUACAGACCUUGAGAAAGAAGCACCUUGGGAACUUGAGUAUCGUCCACCACCAUUCUGGCCCCCAAAUGGAGGGAUUUCCUUUUCCAGUGUGAACUUCAGGUAUAACUUGGACAGUCCUCUGGUAUUGAGGAACCUUGAAGCAUCUAUUUACCCAAGAGAAAAGUAUGGCAUCGCGGGAAGAACAGGAGCUGGAAAAAGUUCCCUCAUUGCUGCCCUUUUUCGAUUGUCAGAACCUGAAGGUGGCAUUUAUAUUGAUGGAAUCCUGACAACUGGCAUUGGACUGCAUGAUUUAAGGAAGAAAAUGUCAGUUGCACUUCAGGAACCUGCUUUAUUCACUGGAACAAUGAGGAAAAAUCUGGAUCCCUUUAAUGAGCAUAUGGAUAACGAACUGUGGAAUGCCUUAGAAGAGGUACAACUCAAAGAAUCCAUUGAAGGUCUUCCUGCUAAAAUGAAUACUGAAUUAGUAGAAUCUGGAUUGAACUUGAGUGCUGGUCAGAAACAACUGGUGUGCCUUGCCAGGGCUCUUCUCAGGAAGAAUCAGAUAUUGAUUCUUGACAAAGCCACAUCAUAUGUGGAUCCAAGAACUGAUAAGUUCAUACAAAAAAGAAUUCGUGAGAGAUUUGCCCAGUGCACUGUGCUGACCAUUGCACACAGGUUGAGCAACAUUAUUGACUGUGAAUGGAUACUGGUUUUGGAUUCAGGGAAACGGAAAGAACAUAAUCAGCCAAAUAAUUUGCUGCAAGAUAGAAACAGCCAAUUUUACAAGAUGGUGCAAGAACUGGGCAAGGAAGAGGCUGCUGUCCUUGCUAAAAGGGCAAAAUAGGUGUACUUCAAAAGGAGACAGCCAGAUGUUACCCACAGUGACCUUGUGGUUAUGAAUGUUUCCAGUGGACAGCCCUCAGCCUUCACAAUUUUUGCGUCAACACUGUGA
Molecule: messenger RNA, 3939 nt
Organism: Budorcas taxicolor (takin)
Lineage: Eukaryota; Metazoa; Chordata; Mammalia; Artiodactyla; Bovidae
Product: ATP-binding cassette sub-family C member 4-like
Exons: 31
Biological process (GO): transmembrane transport
Cellular component (GO): plasma membrane
Molecular function (GO): ATP hydrolysis activity; ATP binding; ABC-type transporter activity
Source: RefSeq, a predicted model, not a curated record